CCCUCUCUCUCGCUCUCGGUGUCUCCGGUACGCGUCUCCUUCUUCCUCUCACCCACUCGGCCGAGUAAAAAGCUUGCUGGAGAGCCUCGAGGCCGCAAGUGGCACGAAAAGCUCAGUCGUUCGCGGACCGCGCUCCACAGCGUUUCGUUUUCGCGCGCGAGCCCUCUUCUCGCCGACAUGCGAACACCGUCACGCAUUCUACGCCGCUUUUUCUAACAUUGUUCACGUGAUUACGGUGAUUACCGAUGCGACCAGUGGCCACGACCCGUCCCAGACCCGGUCCAGCCUUUGCCGAUCAACGAUGAUGCUCGUCGGACUCCUGACGACGACGUUCGCCGCCCUCGUCGUCGGCUAUUCAUUCCUUGGCGCUGCACCAGAGAUGUCAUGCUGUUCCUUGGCGGCCGGAUCUUGUCGCAGCGUCUGCUCCCAGAUCUCUCUGGUUGCGCUGGGUGCCGACGCGAUGGCGAGGGAGAACGCGACACGACACCUGCUGGAGUUCUGCUCUCCCGAGCUGAUGGUGUUCUGGAGCUGCGUCAACUCGACUCUGAACGAUGUCAGGAACCAUGGCAACUGGACAGGAAGGGGUUGCUGUUAUCUAGCGCUGAACCCCAUUUGCAGAUCUACCUGUGCUGUCUCAGGGUCCAGAAGGUAUCUGAAUAAGUCCUGUCGUCCCAGCGACGAACCCGAGUUCUUCUCUUGCUUGGAAAGGCGCGAGGAAGCAGAGCAUUGCUGCACCACCGUUUCCAACGAAACCUGCAGGUCUAUCUGUCGUGAUCUGUUUUACCAACCCGGGAAGAUCUCGAAUCUGAAGCUGUACAGUAGCAAGGGCUGCUUUCAUCAGGUUCCCAAGUGUUUGAAGAGCGUCGCUGAGGUGAAACAUGCCGAGGAUCCUAAACAACAUCUUCAUUGCUGCAACGAGGCUACCACUCCAGCUUGCCUGGAAACUUGCAAGAGGAUCUUCCAGACCGCAACGACGGAUCAAGAGAUCAUGGACGCGCUGACGGAGAAUUGUAAUCCAGUGCUGCCUCAGUCGCCAUUUUGGAGCUGCCUGCUGAAGUCCGGAUCCUCGAAACCGACUAGAUUGCCAUUGGACGCGGGGAAAUUAUCGUGUUGCACGAAGGCGACCAAGACGUCCUGUCAAAAUUUAUGUUGGAGGGCAUUCCAGGCCGACUGGGAGUCCGCUUGGGUUCAACUGUAUGCAGAAUGUUUGUCGUCGAACUUGGAGGGCGAGCUGAGAAGGUGUCUGGAGGACGCUGAGGAACCCUGUGAGAUGGGCUGCUCCGGGCUGUCCUAUUGCGCCAGAUUUAACGACCGGUCGACGACGCUCUUUAGGACUUGUUCAGCAUCGGCUGAUGAGGCAGCAAAGUGGGAAGCGGAUCACUGGUCCAGGGGAGGAAUAGUUAGGGGUCUGGGGGUGCAAGUGCGCGCUGCAGCCUCUUGUCCACCAGAAACCCUGCGUGCAGCGGCAUGUCUGCUGCAGCUGAGACCAUGCGAAAGUAGGAUUCACGAGACCAGGUUGUGCAGAGAGGAUUGUCUGGAGUUAAUGGCUAGCUGUGUGGACUGGUCGGCCUUCACAGGGACUCACACUGCCAAUACAUUGUGUUCGAAGCUGUCUCCUCUCAGAUCCGAUGCUCCUUGCGUCUCCCUGAGGCCGUUCUUGGACGACCCUCAAGAUAACGAGUCCGUCAUCAGUUUGGAGGAAGACAUCAUGACUCCGUGCAAGAGCAACCCCUGUGCUCAAGGAGAGAUCUGUGAGCUGUUGCCUCAUGGGAGACAGAUUUACCGCUGUGUGCCAGGGUGUUCUCUAGGAGAGAUGUCCAAGCAACUAGUUCCAACUGGGUCAUGGGGGAUCAUUCCUCGAUACGAUCAACAAGGUUGCCUCAGGAUUUGCCAAUGUACUUUUCGAGGCCUGGAGAAGUGCAGGACCCUGAACUGCAUCAAAUUCAACAACUGCUGGGUCCACGACCGCUUCAUCGCUCACAAAACCAACUUCUAUCUAGAGUGCAAUCCUUGUCACUGCUUCGAAGGCGAGUUCACAUGCUCAAAGAGGAGCUGCGGGGAGGUGCGAGUCCCUUCAUUGCCUUGCGACUGCCCGGCUCAUUAUGUUCCAGUCUGCGGAAGGCUAGGUUUCACCUUCGCUUCUGGUUGCCUAGCCAAAUGCGCAGAUCUGUCUCCAAACGAAGUAGAAUUCGGGAGCUGCUCUUCUAGGGACCCUUGCGCCUCGAAUGUCUGCGACAGCACAGAAAAGUGCGUCCGCAGGACCAGGGUGUGCUUGUCUAAACUUCACAAACCCUGUCGUCAGUAUGACUGCGUGCCUCUUGAUUGCGACCCUAGGGACGAGUACAGUGGGCCAGUUUGCGACAAGGAGAACCGUCAGCAUCAUUCGGUGUGCGCUAUGAUCCGUGCUGGAGCUACUUUGGGGUACAGAGGACAGUGUCUGGAGGGGUGUUCCUUGAGAGGACCCGUCUGCGGGGUGAACGGCGAGGUUUAUACGAACGAAUGCGCUGCCUGGGCGGAGAGGACGGUGGUGGACUAUUUUGGAUCUUGCAUGGCUGUCGGAUUAAUCGGGGAUCAUGCAAAACCACGUUGCGGCGAACUUGUCCAGUGUCCUAAGCUGAUCGAACCCUACUGCGUCGGGGUCACACCGCCUGGAGCUUGUUGCCCUGUCUGUGGAGGAGCUGCUAAACUGUUCUAUUCCAAGAAACAAGUCGACAGAAUAUAUUUUAUAAUGGACGAGGAUGAGGACAAGGACUCCGUCACUUUGGAGGCUUUGCUGACCGCUCUGGGGAGACAAAUCCAGGUCGCGCAGUGCGCGCUUAGGGGGAUGAUGACUCCGGACAGGGACAUAUUCAUCAUCGUGCAGCCCACGUCUAAGAGGCCUUCGAUUCUGCAGCUACGGGCCUGCGUAACAGAGACUGAGAAAUUAGUUACCAGAAUAUUGGAGAGGAGCCCUAGGAUCGCGGCCGAGGUGCCCUUGGGCGCUCUCACGAGAGCGGAAAUUGCUCAUAGUUACAUAUCCGGUGCCAUUGCUGUCGGAGGAUGUCUCACGAGCCUUAUAUUUGGCAUAAUCGUCCAUAUUGUCGCUUCGUGAGAGCUGAAAUAGAGAGAGAGAGAGAGAGAGAGAGAGAGAGAGAGAGAGAGAAAGAAAAUGAUCACGGUGGAGAUAACAAAAAACAUUGACACCGUGAUCAGAAUCUCCUCGAUCUUCAAAGGUGCUAAGCAUUUCGUUUACCUACAGGCAUAGUCGUGUCAGCGACUACGCCCGAUUUCAUGACUGUGAUUCUUCUAGUGCCUACGUUAAUAUACAGAAAAGUAUAUAGUUGUAUUUUCAUCGAUCUUUUAAUAUUGCCAAAGAAAUGGGAGCAGGUGGAACGUGUACAAAAGGAUGGCCGCCUGAAAAGCGUGGGCGGCCAUGCGGGUUGUAAAUAAAGUCUCCUAACUUAAGUUACCAAACAACGUGCCCGCCGAGCCUCCCGCUGUAUUCUUCGCAGAUAGUCGAUAGAAAAUACACCGGCGAACGUUACAAGCAACGCGGUUCGAAAUACAGUGAGCAUUCGAUAAGUAUUCCUACUUGAACAGUUACAAAAUUGUUUGCUUCAUGGUAUGGAAAUGUCCUAACAGUGCUAAAAUAUUCAAAGCUCAUCUACCUGUAAAAUAAUUAUCACUGUGUUACGAGCUAGUUCUAACCAUCGCGGUUAUUCGAUCGAACCCAUUUCGGAAGCAGUCGACGGCUAUUUAUCGAACGCGCACUGUACUAUCGGCGAACCGCGCUCGAUCCGAGGCUAAAGAAUCGUGAACUUCGCAGACUCGGAUCGCUCACAGAAAAAUUAUUGACAGGAUCGAUAUCUUCCGUAAUUGUUAAGUAUACUUCGUUAUUGUACCGUUAAAUACAAAGUGUUUGUGUAGUCAUUUAUAAGUUUAAUAAUAAAUUUCUAAUUUUACUCGUA
This is a messenger RNA of Megalopta genalis, 3947 nucleotides long. RefSeq names its product reversion-inducing-cysteine-rich protein with kazal motifs (gene Reck). The record is from RefSeq and is a predicted model, not a curated record. NCBI's taxonomy places the organism in Eukaryota, Metazoa, Arthropoda, Insecta, Hymenoptera, Halictidae. Gene Ontology annotation, molecular function: metalloendopeptidase inhibitor activity; protein binding. Gene Ontology annotation, cellular component: plasma membrane. Gene Ontology annotation, biological process: extracellular matrix organization.